UGGCAAUUCGUCAGAUCAAGUCCAUUUAGAGAUGAAAAUCUGUCGAUCAACAAAAGAUUUCAGGUAAAACACUUCAACGAGCUUCCCUUGGGAGCCACUCGACAAAGUGACCCCCAUUUUCGCUAUCCACGACACUCACUUGAUCUGCCGAAGAUCUCAAGAAACGACUCAUGCAAUCAGGUGGAUAGUAGGUCUUCUGAUUGGUAUACCGUUACACUCGAGAAAAAGAUGCGUUGUUGGGCCAGACAUCCCACGCUUUAUGCAGAGGCAGAGCAAACCCUGCUGCCAUCCAAUGGCCAAUUCAAAAAGGCUGGCAAGCCUGCGACGUACGACGACUUAUAUAGAGAGCUAGUACCCAUGAAGAUCUGUUGGUUCUACUUCUGCAGUCUACAAGCCAUAACCUUAUUCCAACAUGGCCAGCCCCAACCCCCUCAACGUGUACAAGGGACAAGACUCGAUUCAGAAGUACUUCGAUCCGGAAUCAGCACCGCCGCUACCGCUUGUUGAGAUUCCAGAUUCGCUUAAUCCGUAUCGUCAAGAUGGAGUGCGUAUAUACGCUAAGAUGAUGACUAUGCAUCCUGCGAACAAUGUCAAAGCGAUGCCGGCCCUGAACCUUCUUCAAAAUUGUGUCGUACCAGGAAAGACAAAGGCAGUCGUUGAGUACAGCUCUGGAUCGACUGUCCUGUCCAUGUCCUUGAUUUCACGAGCUAUUCAUGGUGUCGAUGACGUUCGAGCGUUCUUGAGUAACAAGACAAGCUCAACUAAGCUUAGGCUCAUGCAGUUCUUUGGUAUUGACAUUACGCUAUUUGGUGGCCCAUCCCAACCAGAGCCUCUCGACGAACGCGGUGGUAUCAGAGCAGCCCAGAGACUUGCACAAGAGUCAGAUGCAACUAUCAUCAACCCGAACCAAUAUGAGAACGAUCUUAACUGGAAUGCCCAUGUCAAAUGGACGGGCCCGCAGAUCUAUAAGCAGUUACCAGAAAUCAACGUCAUCUGUGCUGGCAUGGGAACCUCCGGUACAAUGACUGGACUUGGCACAUACUUCAAAGAUGCAAAGCCUACAGUAUAUCGGCUUGGUGUUUGCACAGCACCCGGUGACCGAGUCCCUGGCCCUCGAUCCUUCGCUCUUAUGGCCCCCGUCCAGUUCCCCUGGAAGCGGGCAGUCGAUCACAUCGAAGAAGUCGACUCGCACAACUCUUUCUCCCUGUCGUUGGAUCUCUGUCGAAACGGUAUCGUCUGUGGACCCUCCUCAGGUUUCAACCUCAAGGGUCUGUAUCAGCUUAUAGAAAAGCGCAAGGCUGAAGGUACUCUGUCAGAACUGGCUGGACCAGAUGGAAAUAUUAACUGUGUGUUCUUGUGCUGUGACCUGCCUUACCAGUACAUCAACGAGUACUUUGACAAGCUUGGAGAGAGCUAUUUCCCCUCUAUCAAGAAUGGGGACCUGCUGGCGGUUGACUUGUAUCGAUAUGAUGAGAAGUGGGAGAGAUCAGCAUCCGAGGCUCUCGAUGCAUUCUUCGAUGUCGACCGAGGAGCGCUUCUCGACAUGGUUCUUGCCGACCCCAAGAUUGGAUCUGCCAACGCCGUCGACUUACAGAGCAUCUUAAAGUCUAAGCAGGACACUACGAUAAUCGAUAUACGCCAGCCUGAUGAUUUCAGCAUGUUCCAUCUACCAAGCGCUGUCAAUAUGCCUUUCGUCCAAAGCGGUACUCCAAGCCCAUUCUCCAAUGCCAAGCUGCUGGAAUCGCUAUGGAAGAACCUCGAAGGGGCUUUCAAGACUCCCGGAGCAGAGCUACAGUCUCUUCUCAGCGGAAGAAGAAUUCUUCUCACAUGCUACGAUGGCGAUAGUGCUCGAGUUGCAACUAGUGUCCUGAGAGCCAAGGGAUACGAGGCAGAUAGUAUCAGAGGUGGAUUCCAAGCGCUGAACAAAAUGAGACAAAGCUCAAAUCAAACGCCAGUGGCUGGAUCUCGGGAAUCGUCGCCUUGGGUGGAUUUGAGUCAGGAGGCGCUGAGUGUCGGGGCAUCGCAGUCUACUCGCGUUUCGCUAUAGUAUUUUAAUGAGACUUGAUGAUUGGCAACUAGUUUAGACACAUGAGAAUAGUAAACAAAGGAUCAUAUCACUAUUCUUGGAUGCCCUGUACACUGCGAAAUACCUUUAAUGAUAUUUCGCCGAUAAACACCUUUCCUCAAUGAUAAUGCCCCGAGUUUGGGCGAGUCAUCUCGCCAUGAACGUGGCUCUGCUGUCUAAACAAUAUGCUUUGAAUGCAUCUAUAUAUAAAGUGAAAACCCUGUCACUCAAAAGGUCAUAUCGCGAGAAGUCUAGCUCACUCCCCAGGCCCCUAGAACAUUCUUCUUUCCCUCACCC
This is a messenger RNA of Fusarium verticillioides 7600, 2362 nucleotides long. RefSeq names its product cysteine synthase A. Lineage: Eukaryota; Fungi; Ascomycota; Sordariomycetes; Hypocreales; Nectriaceae. The coding region runs from base 413 to 2047 and encodes 544 amino acids. The record is from RefSeq and is a predicted model, not a curated record. Gene Ontology annotation, molecular function: cystathionine beta-synthase activity; cysteine synthase activity. Gene Ontology annotation, cellular component: cytoplasm. The transcript is spliced from 7 exons.